Molecule: messenger RNA, 7377 nt
Organism: Talaromyces amestolkiae
Lineage: Eukaryota; Fungi; Ascomycota; Eurotiomycetes; Eurotiales; Trichocomaceae
Exons: 6
Coding region: 1-7377 (2458 amino acids)
Biological process (GO): proteolysis; fatty acid biosynthetic process; secondary metabolite biosynthetic process
Molecular function (GO): fatty acid synthase activity; serine-type peptidase activity; 3-oxoacyl-[acyl-carrier-protein] synthase activity
Source: RefSeq, a predicted model, not a curated record
AUGGCAUACGGCCCGUUCAGCUCGGGGAGUCCUGACGUCUGCGUUCUCUUUGAAUCCCAAUGCGACAACCUUGACGAAGCAGUCCUUCAUAUACGCCGUGCUAUCAAAGAGGAUCAAAAACUGACAUUCCUGACUGAUGUACUGGCCGAACUUCCCUCACUAUGGUCGUUGCUCACCGAGGCCGACCCAGAAUUGUCCCAAUUAUCCGGGGACAGCCAGCUCACGGCUUUGAAUGAGGUGGUGCAAGGCCGACUGCCUUCUAGUGCAGUAAAAGUUACAAACCUUGUUCUAACCCCACUGACAGUGAUCCUACAACUGGCAGAUUUUUUGAAGCUCGCAGCGGGUGCCAAUCAUCCAGCAUUCGGAUCACCGUCGUCAAUGAGAGCUAGAACGCACAUAACAGAUGUUCAAGGAUUCUGUGUUGGAAUUCUGGCGGCAAUUGCAGUUGCAACAUCACGAAAUGAAGGCGAUUUUCGAUCCAUUGCUUCAAAGGUCAUUCGACUAGCAGUAUAUGUGGGCGCGGUGGUUGACCUCGACGAGCGACUGUCAGGUAGUCAUUCCUCCCUGGCGAUCCGAUGGAGAUCAUCUGUACAAUACGUGAAGCUCCAGCAAUUUUUGAGCGAAAAUGCAACUGCCUAUAUAUCUUGCAUCACUGAUAGCAAUAACGUCACCAUCACAAUUCCAACUUUGACUUUAGACUCCGUGAUAGAGCAUUUCAGAAGUGUUGGUCUUACAGUGCAAGCCAUCGGGCUUAAAGGGCGAUUUCAUCAUGAGUCCUAUUGCGAUAAAGUUAGGUCGAUAUCAGCUCUCUGUGAGCGAGACAAUCGAUUCCGGUUACCUUGGGGGAAUUCCUUAGUUCAACCACUCCGGUCCACGGCCAAUGGCAAAAUCAUUGAAGAUCAGUUGCUCCACAAUGUUGCUAUGGAAUCGAUCUUGACUAGCCAGUGCCAUUGGUGGCAGACUGUCACUGCUGCUUUGGAAGACAGCCAGAAAGAAGUUCGUGUGAUGUCCGUCGGAUCUAAAUCCUGUGUUCCCCGAUCCGUGAGAGGCCAGAUGCUAGAAUCAACGAGCGAGCUGAUGAAAGAAGCAAUCUCGUCCACUCAGGCUGAAAAUCCACAGUAUAUUGCAAUUACUGGUAUGGCUGGKCGAUACCCUGGUGCUAACUCCCUAGAUGAGCUUUGGGAAAUACUGGAACUAGGGAAGUGCUGUGCUCAAGAAAUGCCAGAUGAAAGAUUCAAAUUCAGCCUAUUAAAGCGAGAGCCAAAGGGGCCCUUUUUCGGCAACUUACUAGCCCGACCAGAUGCCUUUGACCAUCGUUUUUUUGGGAUUUCGAAUCGAGAGGCUGAGAAUAUGGACCCUCAGCAACGCUUGCUGCUCCAAGUAGCAUAUGAAGCAAUGGAAUCAGCAGGCUACUGUGGUGUACAUGCCGCUGACCUCCCAAAAGACAUCGGGUGUUAUGUUGGGGUGGGAACCGAUGACUACACCGGCAACGUUGGCUCAAAACAUGCGAAUGCUUUUUCGGCCACUGGUACUUUGCAGGCGUUUAACACCGGUCGCAUCAGUCAUCAUUUUGGCUGGUCAGGUCCAUCAGUAGUUGUGGAUACAGCCUGUUCGUCCGCCGCAGUUGCUAUCCACUUGGCUUGCAAGGCCCUCAAUACAAAAGACUGCUCAAUAGCCGUCGCCGGAGGUGUGAAUGUCAUGACGAAUCCUCAAGUAAGCCAAAACCUGGCAGGAGCUUCAUUCCUUUCUCCUACAGGUGCCUCCAAGGCAUUUGAUGCGUCUGCGGAUGGAUACUGUCGCGGCGAAGGAGCUGGUCUGGUCGUCCUCCGACCUUUGGCAGAUGCUCUCCGCAAUCACGAUCCGAUUCUUGCUGUGAUUACUGGUUCCGCCGUUAAUCAGGGCUCGAACUCUUCGCCAAUUACCGUGCCCGACUCAAAUUCACAACGGGCUUUAUAUCACAAAGCACUUAGUCGAUCAGGUAUCAGCCCUAACGAGGUAACUUAUGUCGAGGCACAUGGAACAGGCACUCAAGUAGGGGACCCAAUCGAGUUUGAAAGUAUCCGAAAAAUGUUUGCCAACCCUCGGCGAACAGAGAAGCUCUGCGUGGGUUCCAUUAAAGACAAUAUUGGCCACACAGAGACAUCUUCUGGCGUUGCUGGUCUUUUAAAAACAAUCCUAAUGAUACAGAAUCAGCGAAUCCCCAAGCAGGCAAACUUUGUGCGAUUGAACCCCAAAAUUCCGUCACCAGAGCAUAGUGGAAUUAUUAUCCCCACCAAAUCUAUGACAUGGGCAUCGUCCCAACGCAUAGCGAUGGUUACCAAUUACGGUGCUGCCGGUAGCAACGCAGCCAUCGUCUUGAAGCAACAUACUGCUACCUCUACGCAAACGAAUACUAAAUUGUCUCACAUGCCAAUAAUCAUCAGUGCCAAGUCCGCCGAGUCACUGCAUGAAUAUUGUGCGGCUCUGCACCAGUGGCUGAUUCGGGCUUGUCCAGCAGUUCAGGAUGUAGCUUACAACCUGGCCAUCAAGCAGAACCGCGAUAUGGACUUUUUGGUAUCUUUGCCAAUCAUGGCAGACAGAGAUUCGUUAAUAUCUCAACUAAAAUCAGUGUCAUCUCCGACAUCGAGAUCCAUUCAAAAGACACCUUCUAAAGUCGAGAUGCCAGUCGUCCUAUGCUUUGGUGGCCAGAGUGGAAACACAGUACACAUAUCGCAGGAGCUGUUCAACGAAAGCAUUCUAUUUCAAAUGCACUUGAUGGCCUGCGAAAACACUGGUCAGCUCCUGGGCCUGCCAAGCCUCUUCCCAACAAUCUUCAAAUCUGAACCCAUCGCUGACAUUGUCCACCAUCACUUCAUCUUGUUCGCUAUCCAGUAUGCGUGUGCCAAGUCUUGGCUUGACUCCGGGCUGCGCGUAGACCGAAUGGUUGGCCACAGCUUCGGGCAAUUGACUGCCCUAUGCGUUUGCGGCACCAUAUCUCUGUCGGACUGUAUUAAACUGAUAUCCCAUCGAGCCCGCUUGAUCCAGACCCACUGGGGCCUGGAAACAGGUGUAAUGCUAGCUAUUGAAGCCACGGAGCAGGAAGUACGUGAGCUGUUGCUUCGCGUUCCUAACGCCCCAGAUGUGGCCUGUGUCAAUAGCAACCGCAACGUAGUGAUUGCAGGAGACGAAGCCUCUAUUCGAGCAGUUGAAAAAUUGGAUUGCCAUUAUCGAAUGAAAAGAUUGGAAAACACGCAUGCAUUCCACUCCAGACUAGUAGACAGCAUAGUCCCCGCUUUUACCGCUGUUGCCGAGUCUUUGAACUACCACAAUCCUUCGGUCAUACUUGAAGCCUGUACAUUGAUACCAGAGGACUGGUCUUCUGUUACCCCGAAGCAGAUAGUGCAGCACAGCCGAAACACCGUUUAUUUCCGCGAUGCUGUCGAACGAGUUGCAGCGCACACUAAGAGUCCUAGCAUUUGGCUAGAGGCAGGGUCCGGAUCGCCCGUGAUUCCGUUGGUGCGCCGCGUGUUGGACAGUCACCCUUCAUCCUCAGCUAAGGGCCACAUCUAUCAAUCAACCGAUUUUUCUGGAACUUUUGCCUUAAGAAAUCUAGCCAGUGCUACGAGUACGCUAUGGUUAAAUGGGUGCAAGGUGCAAUUCUGGCCCUUCCACUCUUCUCAGAGUUGCGACUAUAACUGGCUCACGCUGCCUCCGUAUCAGUUUCUCAAGACAAGUCAUUGGAUUGAUUAUGAUCCUACAGCAUUCAAUGAGGCUCCGAUGUUGGAGCAGCCUUUGCAUGGGAGUUCAGAACUGGUACAGGUACUAGAGAAAGGGACUGAUAGAUGCUCCUUCAAAAUAAACACACGGCAUAGUCUAUACCAGAAAUGCACAAAGGGCCACGCUGUCGUAGACCAAAGUCUGUGCCCUGCAUCCAUGUACAUGGAUAUUGUGGUAAGUGCUGCUACCACGGUUUUCCCCGAAAAAUCGUCAGAGGGCAUGAUCCAGUUCGAAGAUCUUUCUAUCUCAUCUCCACUUGUUUUGGAACCACAGCAACAGGUUUUCCUUAGCUUGUCCAGAUUGACGCCGAACAAAGAACAGUGGACAUUCGUUUUAUUCAGUGGAAAACUAGAAAACCAGGAAAAUUCGAUUACACAUUCUACGGGCAAAAUUGCAUUCCAUGCAUUCAAUAAACCAUCUACAGUUCUGACGCGGUUCGAUCACUUUGGGCGGCUGGUUAAUACAGAUCGCGAAAAGACCAUUGUCGAUUCCUCAACAUUGAAUGGACUGCUAGGGAAGAUGGUCUACCAGGCUAUGAACCGCGUGACCGUAUACGCUGAUUACUAUCGAGGCGUCCAGAAGGUACUGGCCAAUGGUCAAGAGGCCAUCGGGCAUGUGAAUCUCAUCAACUCGUUAACUAAAGAUCGGGCCUGCGAUCCCAUUCUGCUGGAUAAUUUCUUGCAAGUGGCUGGAAUACACGUGAAUUGCAUGUCAGAGCACAGCGAUGAUGAGGUCUACGUCUGUAGCGGUCUCACUGAGAUCCUACUGGGUCGAACUUUCAUGCAGAGAGAUCAGAACGCUUCGAGCUCUUGGCUCGUAUACACAAACUACUCCCGACAGUCUGGCACCCAAAUUACCAGCGAUAUCUUUGUCAUGGACGAUCAGACCGGCAAGCUAGCACUGGCCAUAUUUGGAGCUGCUUUUACAAAACUGUCUAUUCGGGCCCUGACGCGCACUUUGGCUCGAUUGAACAACUCCGGAGAAAUGUCCAUACCUAAGACCACUCUAAUUGAGUUGCCAAAACCUGCAGAGCCUCUGCUCAAUGGGUAUCAAACAGCGCCCCUCACACCUUUAUCUGAGUCGGCAGCAAGCGACAACGACAUUUUUCAGCGGGUUCAGGAAAUGCUGUGCGAAUUGCUCGGAGUUUCCCUCGAUGAAGUUUCGCCGCCGGCAUUUCUCAAUGACAUUGGGGUAGACUCUCUCAUGAGCACCGAACUUAUAUCCGAGAUCAAGAAACGGUUCAAUGUAAGCAUAUCGAAUGGAGAUUUUGCGCAGAUGGUCGAUGUGCAGACGCUAGUGCGAUUCAUUCUGCAACCUGAUAUGUCGUUGAAACCCCCAGAGGUUGAGUCUCAGCCUGAGGUCGAGCCCGAGCCUGUUUACAUGAAUGGUCAUGCGAGCCCUCAGAAUGAAGCUCCCUUAGAUGGCGUCGCACAGAUAGGAGUUGCCUCUCUGGCUCAAGAUAUUUUCACAACCAGCAGGUUUGAUAUAUCUUUUGGCGCAAAGACGAAGUGGAAUGGUUUUUGUCGUGACGUUUAUCCUCAACAGAUGGCUCUCGUGACCGCAUACGUAGUAGAGGCCUUCGAAACCCUCGGUUCCUCAUUGGAAGCUUUCUCAUCUGGUCAGGUUGUUCCUCUGAUACCGGUUAUUUCUCGACAUGAAAAACUUCGAAAGCAACUCUAUCGCAUUUUAGAACACUCGGACCUCAUCAAUCAAAGAAAAACGGGAGACUAUCACCGUACAGAAACUCCUGUUCCUAACAUAAGCUCAACAACUCUACACGAGCAGAUAUUACGCGACUACCCACAACAUGAAUCUGAGCAUCGGCUGCUCCAUAAGACCGGUCCCCAUUUAGCGGCAUGCCUCACAGGUGAUGCUGAUGGGCUAUCACUGAUCUUCAAAAACGUCGAAGCUCUUCGUUUAGUUGAGGACACUUAUACAUCAGCGCCUAAUUUCAAGUCUGCCACGAUGCACCUGACCCAGUAUCUCUGCGAGAUUGCUACGCAAUUUGGAAAUCGACGUGAAAUCAAGAUUUUGGAGAUUGGAGCCGGUACUGGUGGUACCACCAAAUAUUUACUCGAGCAGCUUACCGCUCUUCCUGGAGUUCGUCUACAAUAUACAUUUACUGAUAUCUCUUCAUCACUGGUGAAGCUUGCUCGCAAAAAGUUUCAGCUAUAUGAUUUCAUGCACUACACUACCCUGGACAUUUCAAAUGCUCCUCCAGCGGACCUUCAAGGCCAGUUUGACGUGGUUCUUUCAAGCAAUUGUAUCCAUGCUACCCGGAAUUUAACAGAAUCCUGCACGAACAUUAGAAAGCUUCUUCGACCCGAUGGAAUUUUGAGUCUGAUAGAGCUUACGGGCAAUCUGUACUGGUACGACCUUGUAUUUGGUCUUUUGGAAGGUUGGUGGCUUUUUGAAGACGGACGUCAACAUGCUCUCGCCAGCGCACAGCACUGGGACCAAAUUCUCCGGCAGUCCGGGUAUGAAUGGGUGGAUUGGACAAGGAAUGAUCUCCCAGAGUCUGAUAUCUUGCGAGUGAUUGUUGCUUCUCCAUCUGGCGGGCAACUUUCAGUCGACGAAGAAGUUCCUCUUGUUACCCAAGAAACUGUCAUUUUUGACGAAAAGGAUGGAGUACCGCUCUGCGCAGAUAUUUAUUAUCCUGAGAGCAUUGACUAUAGUCGGUCGAGCCGCCCAAUUGCCCUUAUGAUCCACGGCGGUGGCCAUGUCAUGUUGUCUCGUAAAGACAUUCGCCCUGCACAGACUCAAAUUUUGCUAGAAGCUGGAUUUCUUCCUGUCAGCAUUGACUAUCGUCUUUGUCCCGAGACAUCCCUUCUUGAAGGUCCAAUGCGGGACGUGCUCGAUGCCCUGUGCUGGUCUCGUGAGAAACUACCACAUAUCGCCCUCAGUCGGCGUGAUAUUCGGCCGGAUGGAGAUCGUGUAGUGGCAGUUGGUUGGUCCUCUGGGGGGCACCUGGCAAUGACCCUUGCAUGGACUUCUAAAGCUCGUGGCGUCGUUCCCCCUCAGGCAGUGUUAGCCUUCUAUUGCCCAUGUGACUAUGAAGAUACAUUCUGGUCCCAGCCGAAUUUUCCAUUCCAACAAGAAGCCAUAUAUCGAUCAGGGGAGUAUGACUUAUGGGAAGGACUCUUCGACAAGCCCAUCACGUCUUAUAACCCUCCACGGGCCUUGGGUGGGUGGAUGGCCCCGAAUGACCCUCGGAGUCGGAUCGCCUUGCACAUGAACUGGAAAGGCCAAACACUCCCUAUCCUGCUGGAAGCAUCGAAGCAUAAGAAAGAGAGCCAGGCCUGUAAUGGCUAUAACUCAGAGAAGCUUUUCCCCCAGCCUAGUCAGGAGGAAAUCAGAGCCAUCAGCCCUCUUGCUCAAGCUCGUGCCUGGCUAUACAACACACCUACUUUUAUGAUUCAUGGGACGUUAGACGAUUUGAUUCCCUACCAGCAAGCCCAGAGGACCCAUGACGCGAUCGUUGCGAGUGGUGUUGAUGCGGAGAUUCGCAUUCUUGAUGAAACAUUGCACCUCUUCGAUAUCUACCCUGAUUAUGAAAACAAUUUGAAGGCCGUGAAAGCUGUGGCUGAUGGAUAUGAGUUUCUUCGCCGUCAUGUUCAAUGA